AUGAGUCAAGACGUAGCCGCCCAGAACCUGGCUACGCCCAAGACACCCAUCAUUCUGAUCAAGCCUGGAACAGGAGAGACGCUGAAGCUGGGGCCGAUCACUUGCCGUAUAAUAGAAGACGGCUCCAAUACAGAUCACCGCAUCGGUACCGCCGAGUUUAUUGUUCCUCCAAACACGACGGGCCACCCGCCGCACUGGCAUCAGAUGCACGACGAGAUCUUCCUGGUCACGACGGGCACUGUUCAAUUUCGAGGUGCGAACGGCAUCGUCGACGCGAGACCCGGCGACUGCGUCGUGGUUCCCAUUGGCGCGCCUCACACGUUUUCCAACAUUGGUCAGGAGGAGGCCAGGUUUGUCAACACGUUCAACCCUUCAUAUUACAUCAACUAUUUCAGGCUGCUGGCGGCGAUGUAUGCGGACAAGCCGGAUCUCGACGAAGAGACUGUGUUGGAGACCAUGCACCCAUUCGGGACAUUGGUGGCUCACGGCCUUUGA
Messenger RNA from Phaeoacremonium minimum UCRPA7, 495 nucleotides. RefSeq names its product putative cupin 2 conserved barrel domain protein. The record is from RefSeq and is a predicted model, not a curated record. Lineage: Eukaryota; Fungi; Ascomycota; Sordariomycetes; Togniniales; Togniniaceae. The coding region runs from base 1 to 495 and encodes 164 amino acids. The transcript has 2 exons.